UAAAUAGGUCACGAGCCUUUUUCCCGAAUAUAGUUUACAAUUGAAAAGACGUUUUGUACUGGUAAUGACACCUUAACAUGUUAAGAGUUUAAGUAAAUUAGUCGUAGUUUUUGACCGUCUAUAUUUAAGUAUUUUCUUCUUCUUUUUGUGUUGUGUCCUCGCGGCGGAUGAACUGUUUCACUACGUUUCCCCGGGAAACAGCGCGCGGCUCGUCGGACUGUGGAAUUAAAACUAAUGUUUUACGUCUUUUUCCUCACAUUUUCCGGCAGUUCGUUAAAGGAACGUUGUUUUACUUGACGUUCUUGUAUUUUUGUGACUGUAACAAUCUUUGAAAUGCGACAAUUAGCCUUUUAAUUGUUGGAUUAAUGAAUAGUGGGUGAUGUAUGACUUUUAGCUUGUGGUUUUUGUUAUUUUCUCUGUCGUACACGUUUGACUUAACCCCAUUUUUAAAGUUGUCGUGUUUCUUAAAAGACAGUUUGCUCAGAACACUAAGUAGAUGACAUGGCAACUGGAGGGCCUCCUUUUGAUGACGGUGCAGAAGAUUUGCACAACUGGACGGUAACCAAUUCCAGCCUGGACGAUCGACUCAACAACAUGGAUUGGGGUGCCCAAAAGAAAGCCAACAGAUCUUCGGAUAAAAAUAAGAAAAAGUUGUCCGCAGUGGUGGUGGGAAGUCGCCUUACCAACGAUAUAUCCCCGGAGUCCACCCCGGGGGCGGGCCGUCGGAGAGCUCACACUCCACACUCUUUCCCCCACAUCAAAUACACCACCCAGAUGUCUGUACCUGAUCAGGCUGAGCUGGAAAAACUGCGUCAAAGGAUCAAUUUCACCGACAUGGAUGAGAGGAGCAUUGGCAGUGACUCUCAGGGGCGUGUCACAGCUGCCAACAACCAGCGGCAGUUCGCAGGAGAUACCAAGAAACCCCACAACUUUCUGCCUCUGCAUGUAAACACCAACAAGAGCAGAGAACUGCUCCACCCCUCAGCCUCGGCUCCCACCACGCCAGUGAUUUCCAAAGAAGUCAAGAAGCAGAGUCCUGGAUUGAGGGAGAAGUUAACUCCUGUGGUCCUCUCAAAAGAAGCUUUCCGGCCGGGAAGUGGCGACAAAGAGAGGAGGCUCCCAUCGCAGAGGGAAUAUGCAGAGGAAGAUGUAAAACUAGACAGCAGCCAGGUGGUAAGCAAACUGGUCCAAAUCCGGGACUACAUCAGUAAGCUCAGCUCUGUGAGGGAUGAGAUGGUGGAGAAGAAUGACGUGCCCUCUAAAGUGGAGCGUCUUUCGAGUUUCAUUGAACACCUCCGGGAAAAGGAGAAGUCCUGCCUGCGUUUGUUACAGAAGAUGCUGGCGCAGGAGGUUGAUGACUGUGAUCUGGGGACCUUAGAGUCAGCUGUUGGUUCUGGCUCUCUAGUAGAAAGUGCUUCUGUUAACAUUGAGGUUCAGUCUUCAGACGUUUCCAAUGCAACAGACGGCAGACCCGAGCCAGUGAGUGCUGACCAAAGGGAGGAAUUGGAGAACCUGCGUAAGCAGCACGAGCUGCUGAAGAAGAUGCUGGAGCAGCAGGAGCAGCUCCGAGCGCUGCAGGGCCGACAGGAAGCAUUAAUGGCCAUGCAGCACAGCGCUGAACAGGCUCUUGCUUUGACUGAAGACAACGUCGUCACGGAAACCACCGGCAGUAUUUCGGGCUUAAGUAUCACAUCAGAACUGAAUGAGGAGUUGAACGAGUUGAUUCAGCGCUUUCACAACCAGCUACAUGACUCUCAGACUAAAGCCGUGCCGGAUAACCGGCGUCAGGCUCAGAGUCUGUCGCUCUCCAGAGAGGUUUGUUGGUCCAGGGCUCCCCAAGCUGUCGGUCCCCCUCAACACAGGCCCCUCCUUCACUCCGCCUCUGGUCCUCAUGCUGGUUUGGACGCUGGAGCAUCAGCCGCCAGCGCCAAACUCACCAAGCUCCAGGAACUUCAGGACAAGAAGCAAACCAUGGACAAGAUUCUAAAAGAGCUGCAUUCACUCCGUGACCAAACGUUAAAUAAUAACUCAUGUCGUGGCUUGUCAGCACAGCAUAGUCCAGGAGCUCAAGGAUCCUCCGAGUGUCCAUCAUCUUUGUACUCUAACGGGGCUCUGGCUUCCACUUCCUUCCAGCCUUCAUUCUCACAGCAGCAGGACGGCUCCAACUCCGCUGACAAGCUGAGGAAGCUAAAGGAGGUCCAUAAGCGUCUGAACGAGCUACGGGAAUUAGUGCAGUACUACGAGCAGACCUCUGACAUGAUGGUGGAUGCAGUCAAUGAAAACGUGAAGGAUGCUGAUGAGGAGGAGGAAGAUGAGACGGAAGAAGGGUCCAUUUUUGAGGCCACGUUUGACUCGGAACAGGAAAAUCACGAACCUGUAACCAACAUCAGAAACUCUCAGCGCAGCAGGAACUGGACAGACCUGAAUAGUCUGGCUAACCGCUGCAGCAUCAGGUCUGCCACCAACAACCAGGACAGCAGACUCAACACUCAGUGUGAGAUCAACAACCGAGCGGCAGCCAAUCUCCACGCUCUUAACAUCCCAGCGGCCAUAGAAUGUCAGUACAACAGGGACAUCCCUUAUGGUGAAGAGAGAGAGGACGAUGGAGAAGUGGAGCGCGCUGGUAAUGAUGAAGGAGUGCGGGUGAUGGUUCCCGACAGUGUUUCAGAGUCCAGUCGGAGGAGCAGCCUCGGGAACGAUGCAGGAUUUUCCCAGAAAGUUCAUCGGCAGUCAGCCAAACAGAAACUCCGGCAGCUGCAGGAGCUGGUCGCCAUGGUUCAGAGUGAUGACACUGAUGGAACCACUGCUAAUGAGGAUGAAGCUUUGCACCAGCAGCCAAAUAACACCCGAGCAACGUUUGGAUCAGGAUUGAAGCAGAGAGACCACGCUCUUACCAGCAAGGCCAGGGAGAAACUGUACGAAGAGAAGCUGCGUCAGCAGAAGGAGGAAUUGAAGCAGCUGCAUGAAGAACGCCAGCGACUCAUUGAAAUCCAGAGCAAGAUCCAGGAUCUGCAGUGGGCUUGUCCUGACCUUCAGUCAUCUGUGUCCAGCACGGCGAGCCAGCAGGGUUUGCUGAGGAAGGCUCCAGUGAUGGUCUCCACUCCUGCGGCUGUGAAAGUCUCCUCAUCUGGACAGAAAACCAACCUGGCUGUUCUCAAACCUGCCGCUCCAGAGGCGGCGGCGGCGGCGGCUGCUGCUGCUGCCCCUGACACAGGGCAGCUUUGGUCGGAAAUGCGUCGGCGGCAGAUCAUGCGCGAGGACCUGCGACAGCGCCGAAAGCACCUCGAGUCAUUAAUGGCGGAACAUCAGAGGCGAAAUGGUUUCGCCGACUCGUCCUGUCCAAUUGACGACCAUGAAGAAAACGCUGCACCCUCACUGUCUGUCAGCAGGGAUGAAAGAACAAUGGCCACUUGGGGUUCCAGUCCCUGCCCUUUAGAUGACAACGAAGACGACGAUGAUGGCCACGACGCUGGGGAAACCGACGAGUAUCACUCAGAGUUGGGAGCAGAGGAUGAUGAUGAGGAAGAGGAAGUAGAAGAAUGCACAGAGAACAGCUCUGAUGACGACCUUCCCUUGUACUCGCCGAACAGGAACCAGUGCUCCUACAGCAACAAGAAGAAUCAGGGAAGCAAUCUAAAACCUCCAGCUGCCUUUUCUGGUGAGAAUGAUGUGCAGCUUCACAACAAGACAAAGACGAAGCCUCAGAGCAGAAGCUUGAACCAGUCCUCGAGUCAGCAUGGAGGCAUACGCCGGCAGGAGAACCUGCGCUGGGCCUCCGAGCUCUCGGUUGCAGAGGGUUCGACUCAGUGGCAGGAGCAAGUCAACCACUUACAGAGACAGCUGGACUUCAGCUCCAGCAUGUGUCAAACGCUUCUGCAGGACCAGCAGACGCUGUCAUUCAUGCUGCAGAGUCUGCUGACAGGUCAGCACAGCCUGCUGCCCAACAACCUGUCUUCUCCACAAGUCCACCUGGUCAUGCAUCAGCUGAACCAGUGCUACACCCAGCUGGCCUGGCAACAGAACAACAUCCAAAGACAAAAGCAGGUUCUGAACGAUCUCCUGGGGCAGCAGCUCCCGCCGUCCUCCUCCUCAGCAGCAGCAGCGGCGUGGCAGACGCGGAAACAGGGAUCAGCUCCAGAGUCCAGCUGUGCUCCCUCAUCCUCUCCUGGUAUUUCCCUGCCCUUCUCCUCCACACUGCAUCCUUCAGCCAACAACAUGCCAGCCUCUCCGAUGUCCCCAUUCCCUUCCAGCUUUACCUUAUUCCCCCCAUUCCCUUCUGCCAUGGGUGACUUCCUCCAAGAUUCUUUUGGUCCAACCACUCCUGAACAUCAGAAGCAGCGCCCGGACCCCAACACCUCCUUUAAGACCGAGUACAUGAGUUUCCCUCCUCCGCUGCAGCGCUCCCCGCUCAACACGGCCAAAAAAAGCAGACCAGCGGAUCGAGUCAACACCUCCUACACCAACAACAUCAGGCAGCUCAAGUCUUCUAAGCCGGCUGCUGUUGCUAAAGCGGAGCUGCAGGAGUCUCCUCCUUCCUCCCCUGCUUUUGCCAAAUCCCACUCCAGACCGCAAGAGUUCGACAAAGAGAGCUUCAGCAGUGUGCCAGACGUCAGUGAUCCCAAUACAAUUACAAAGACUUUCAAAGCUGGCCGCAAAGCUUCUGCACAAGCCAAUCUGGCUUCUCGAAGUAGGACUCCCAAGAACAGACGUAGGAGGAGCAAAGUUCACAACAAAAAUGGUCAUGACAGUGACAGUGCAAGCAGCACUACUGACUUUGCCCAGCAGAGGGCAGUGUUGUCUCACCACAGGGAUCCGAAUCAGAGUCUUCUGGACAAACUGACACAAGAAAAGCUGGACAGCAAGACGAAGCUCGGCAACAAACGAAAUGACAUCUCCUCUGCUUACACUUGGAGAACCCCCUUCCUCUCUAACAGAAUUGCAUGCACAGAAGCACCAGAUGCAAGCAGUGACUUCUCCCUGUUUGAAGCUCUCCGGGAGACUAUCUACUCCGAGGUGGCGACACUGAUCUCCCAGAAUGAGUCUCGCCCCCACUUUCUGAUCGAGCUCUUCCAUGAGCUGCAGCUCCUCAACACAGACUACCUACGUCAGAGGGCGCUCUACUCUCUGCAGGACAUAGUGACCAAGCAUCUGGAAGUGCGGAGCGCCGCUGAAGACCACCCUCCCCGCCUUGGUCCUCCAGCGUGGCCCGCGUGCUCCCAGUCCGAGCUCACGCCCAGUCAGAGUCUGUCCACCAGUGACGAAGAAGUGGUGGAGAAGAACUUGAGACACGCACGGGACACAAAGAAGAGGAAGGAGGACGCUGAAUCUGUGGACGACAGCAACAUGUCCACCUCCUCCAACCUAGAGGCUUUUGCUAAUGAUGACUUGGGAAACACCGUCAUUCAUUUAGACAAAGCUCUGGCAAGGAUUAGAGAGUAUGAGCGCAUGAAGCUCAAAGCCGAAUUUAACCCCUGCGAUGCCGAGCAUCCUCCUGCAAACGCUGCCGAGUCCACGGAAGGAGCUGCAGCCGGCAGCGUUCACUGCCCGCAGAUCGACACCCAGCAGCUGGAUCGACAGAUCAAAGCCAUCAUGACUGAAGUCAUUCCCUUUCUAAAGGAGAACAUGGACGAGGUGUGUUCCCUUCAGCUCCUGACCUCUGUGCGGCGGAUGGUCCUUAAACUCACUCAGCAAAACGAUGAAAGCAAGGAGUUUGUCCACUUUUUCCACAGACAGCUGGGUGGAAUACUACAGGACUCUCUUAGCAAAUUCGUGGGGUGCACACUAAAGGACUGUGGGGAGGACCUGCUGGUGGAGAUCUCAGAGAUCCUCUUUAAUGAACUGGCCUUUUUCAAGCUCAUGCAGGAUCUGGAUAACAGCAACAACUCCAAAAAGGCCACAAAACACAAGAGAAAGGCUGAAGGGCCCAGUAAACCAAAGCAUGCUGCUGAGGACAAUGCAGUCAGCAGCACUGAGAAAUCACUUGGUUCAGUGAAAACCGAUGAAGACAAAGAUCAAGAUGAGACGUUAAUGGACAGAACAGAGCUUUACAUGCAGACGAAGAACAACAGGAGCAGCGACGCUUCAGAGAAUGAGGAUGAAGAGCAAGGACUGGAAGUGCUUUUGUCAUUCAGUCUUUCCAAAGCAGAGAUUCAGGCUCUGACAAACUGUGGCAGCGGAGAAGAUGAGAACGAAGAGGAGGAGAUGGAAGAGUUUGAAGCCGGACCUGUAGACGUCCAAACCUCCUUGCAGGCUGCCGCUGAUGGGCAGGUGGAGCAGGGGGCUGGCAGCAGUGAAAUCCAGCUAGAAAAUCCAAAGCAGGAGAGUUUGGAGAAUGAUGAAGACGCCAAUAGAUUGACUGGAACUGCCAGCUCCACGUUAGAGGGAAAUAUUAGCGAGCAAAGCCAGAUUCCUGAUGAGGAGGGCAAAGCUGUUGCAUCAGAAAGAGUCUCUGCUCCCUCCCCACCUCAGAAUGUCCCCCGGGAGUCAACAACCACCAGUAGCCCUGACACAGACUCCCCCGUCCUUAUCAGUGUAGAUGAAGCAGGAUCUGGCAACACGAGCCAUAAGUCUGAUGAGGACGACUUUGUGAAGGUGGAUGAUCUGCCGCUGCAGCUGACCGUCAUGACCGAGGAGGAGCUUCAGAAGAGAAUCGUGGAGGAGCAGCAGAACAACAACCUCUCUAUGGAGAUCCUCAAUGACAACACUGAACUGCUGACUGAGCUGGUGGGAAAUGCACAGGCACUAAAACAACCAGAAAGCAUGGAUGUCCAGAAUGAGUGAAUGAAAAACAUCUGACUGCUGUAUUUAGUAACACUAUGCUGUGUUUCCUUUUCUUAUUUGUUAGUUUAAAGAAGCAAAGUUACACACUUGUAGUCAUGAAUUAGCUGUUACAAUCGCACAUGCACAACUUUAAACAAAUUUAGUGUUUAUGUUCUUCUAAUUUCUGAAUGUUAAGCAAAUAUGAUCUGGAAAUUUCUCGCUGCUAAUCAACCGUUGCGUUUCUUGGAAUGCCUGUUCAGAUCUGCCUUAGACUUCUUGCCUCUGGGAUCAGUUUGACACGAUUGUUUUUGUUCAACUCGUCUUGCCUUAUUGUUACGCACCACUUCUGUUCUUUACAUGGAUGACACUACAGCCAAGGUUCAGCUGGUGUUCCUGGUUUCUUUCCAUUUAGCUUUACCCAUCCAGGUAGAUGUAUGUCCUGAAGGUCCCGCUAAAGGUUAGCUCCUCUUCAUCUUCUUCACUGUAGUCAACAUUUUAUUUUAAUCAAUAAAAUAUUUGAACUUUUAGAAAUGA
Messenger RNA from Oryzias melastigma (Indian medaka), 7293 nucleotides. RefSeq names its product pericentriolar material 1 (gene pcm1). The record is from RefSeq and is a predicted model, not a curated record. The transcript has 40 exons. Gene Ontology annotation, biological process: intraciliary transport involved in cilium assembly; centrosome cycle; microtubule anchoring at centrosome. Gene Ontology annotation, cellular component: ciliary basal body; centriole; centriolar satellite. The coding region runs from base 502 to 6780 and encodes 2092 amino acids. Lineage: Eukaryota; Metazoa; Chordata; Actinopteri; Beloniformes; Adrianichthyidae.